AUGUCGGACCCGAGCAAGAAACCAAAGUCACCGAUCCUCGGGUUAUUCAAGGAGGUCUUCAACUGGUAUCCGUCUUCAUACCCGGCUGAGGAGAGGAAGCUCCUGUUAGGCUCGAUCUCUCCAACUUGGUCUGCUCCUGCCUCUGCUGUAAGCCCUUUCUUCGUCUGCUCAGAGCAUCAUCUCACAAAAUCAGUCUUUGUCAAAUACCUCGACCAAACCAAUAUCAGCAAUGCAGCGCGCUGGCUUCUUCCCACUCUUGAGAUCCUCUGGGGAAGUUGCACCUUCGCCCAGAGCCGCGUCAGAAACGUGCAUCAGCUCUAUGCCUUGCGGUUUCUGGUAGGCAUGUUCGAAGCCCCAGUCUUCGCAGAAACGCACUUCAUCUUGGGCUCUUGGUACUCCGGCUCCGACCUAUUCAAUCGCGCCGGGACCUGGUUCAUCUGCAAUCCACUUAGCCAAAUAAUAAGCGGGUAUCUCCAAGCAGCCGCAUACACGAAUCUCUCGGGAGUUGGGGGAAUGCCAGGGUGGAGGUGGCUCUUUAUCAUCGACGGAAUUUUCACCAUUCCUGUGGCACUGAUCGGGUUUCUUGUUUUUCCUGGCGUACCUGACUCUCCAGCGCCUUUCUUCCUGACGAAGCGAGAUAUCGAGAUUGCGAAGGAUUGGCUGAGCAGAGCGAAGAUUCGGCGACCGGGGAGUUUGGGGCCCGACGUGUUCAAAAGGACCGCGAAGCGCUGGCAUAUUUAUAUCUUCUUGUUCUCCUACGCUUGCAUGAUCCUUUCAUCCUACCCAAGCAGCUACAUGAAUCUCUGGUUGAAGGAUGAAGGGUACUCUGUUACGAAAAUCAACCAGUAUCCCACCAUCAUCCAAACAAUCACGAUUGUCUCCUCGUGGCUCGGAACGACUCUGGCUUCAAUCUAUCCUUCGUGGAUUAUCUACACCAUCAUCUCGACGUUUUCGUUGUUUUCGACCCUCUGCAUGUGCAUCUGCUGCAUCCCGACAGGCUUGAAGAGGGAUCAGAAGAGGAAGCAGUUGGCGGGCGAGAGCGAGUCUUGA
Aspergillus nidulans FGSC A4 is the source of this 1050-nucleotide messenger RNA. RefSeq lists its product as uncharacterized. The transcript is spliced from 5 exons. Gene Ontology annotation, biological process: transmembrane transport. Gene Ontology annotation, molecular function: transmembrane transporter activity. Bases 1 to 1050 code for a protein of 349 amino acids. NCBI's taxonomy places the organism in Eukaryota, Fungi, Ascomycota, Eurotiomycetes, Eurotiales, Aspergillaceae. Gene Ontology annotation, cellular component: membrane. The record is from RefSeq and is a predicted model, not a curated record.